Molecule: messenger RNA, 690 nt
Organism: Colletotrichum godetiae
Lineage: Eukaryota; Fungi; Ascomycota; Sordariomycetes; Glomerellales; Glomerellaceae
Exons: 3
Coding region: 66-386 (106 amino acids)
Source: RefSeq, a predicted model, not a curated record
CGAUAUAUGAGCGGGCACGAGUGAGCCAUCAAAUUCAAUUUUCAUCUACCUGCAAUCUACGUGCGAUGCUUCGUAUAUCCCCAUGUCAUGCUUGUACUGCCGUCCUCUUGCGCGUCGCAUGCGCUUACGGCGCUCCGCUACUCAGGAAACGACAAGACGGGUCCGUUAUAAACAGGGAGCUACCAGCUGGAAGACGAAAAGGUGACUCAGUCUGCCACACGAUUUCACGUACUUCCUGUCCAACUCGGUACGAUGCCUUUGGCGAAGACGAAUCCUGGGAGCGAUCUGCGCUCUUUAACGGAAUGAAUGUGCAAAUAGAGUCCUCUGGCACCGUGAACUUUCCAGAUCUUUUACUCAAGACAGUGGAGAUAUCCAUACAUGGUUGAGUUUAAAAAGUUGCAAUAUCUCUCCGUGCACUGAGGUCAUGUCCUCUUUUGACAGACCCAAGAAUCCAGGUACGGGGUAUGCCGUCCCUGGUGUAUCGUUUCGGGUCUUGUUUGAUAGCUCAGGGUUGGCCGGGUGCACUUUGAACUGGUCCAUUUAGGUUGAAAGUCGACACCUUCUCGCGACUAGUGUACCUCGGAAGUCGCAUGGCGAGUGGAAAGGCUGUUGGUAAUGACAAGAUGGUAACACGCGAUGCAUACCCAAGUUGCCACUUUAGCUUGUUCUUCUUCUUCUCAUGUCCCACAU